Messenger RNA from Glarea lozoyensis ATCC 20868, 1731 nucleotides. Its product is annotated as C2H2 and C2HC zinc finger. Bases 1 to 1731 code for a protein of 576 amino acids. Gene Ontology annotation, molecular function: zinc ion binding; nucleic acid binding. The transcript has 3 exons. The record is from RefSeq and is a predicted model, not a curated record. Lineage: Eukaryota; Fungi; Ascomycota; Leotiomycetes; Helotiales; Helotiaceae.
AUGGACACCGACGACACUGUCUCUGUCAAUUCCCCUGAGCUUUUGGUAGAUUCAAUGAACAGUGUUCAUUUUGCGGAGUUCGAAGCUAUGGAUACCAGCGACGACAGUGUCGGUGAUGACAGCGGAAUCGGUACUACCGAUUCCGACACUGUCGAGCAUUUUCCGUUCUACAUCGAAGACAUUGCAGUAUUCAUUAUGUGGAUGACCUGGACCUGCCUGUCUCUCACCGGAAUUGCUAUGAAAAGCAAAGCCUUUGACGUCGUCUUUCCCACAGAAAAUCACAUCUCUGAAUUGUUGCAAAUCGCACCAACGCUUGAAUUUGCUGCUGGUCUGGUAGACGUUUUUCAAGCUGCAACGCCCCCUACAAUCGAUUUUUUUAAGACUCUGCCACUACAUCUGAACAAGAAAUGGGCCGUCUACUUGCUCGUCCUUGAAAAGCCUGGUCAUCUCCCUCGUGUUUACAUUGGCAGCGGAACCACCUUUACAGUCGGUGUUCUCAGGCGUAUGAGCACAUAUGAUCGGAGAUCUCAGCUUCACCAAUACAUCGACACUGUCUCGGAGUAUGUCAAUUCUUCUAUGGAUAAAGGCUUCACCAUCACUCACAAGGGCCUCCUCGUCUGGGCAGAUAUACCACUCGCCUCGGAGAAAUAUCGGUUUCGCUCUCUCUUUCUUCUCCUCGAGACUGUGUUCUCUCUGUGCUUCUGGACCAUGAAGAGCCGCACAAAGCAUUAUUUCAUGCCUGGUCUUUGUCCUUGGUCUCGCGAGAGCUUCACUUAUGAUGGUCUCUGCACACAUUUCUCGAUCAUGGAAAUUCCUAAGGGUAUUCUCCAGUACUUUACACCCGAGCAACGUGAGGCCUACAAUGCUCAGGACGCAGAGAGACAUACCGCACUUCAAACGAAAUACACCCUCGCCAAAGGCCCAGGAGUCCACGCAGCUUGGGCAAAGCGGUCACGGGAUAGAGCGUUGGAAGCUCAGACAUACAAAUGUACUCUUUGCGAUUUGACGUUUCCCAAUGAGGCAAAGCGAAUUCGACAUCUUGACGGCUCUGCACAUAAAAAGAAGGUCGCGGGAAUUGGAAGACAGACAAAUGGCAGGGGCGGCGGUCAAACUGCCAUUCGGAACAAGACUUUUUGGUGCGAGCUAUGUCAACAUGCUGCUUCAUCUCAAAAGAGAUUAGAAAGGCAUCUCAAUGCUCGGCCACAUGCAAAGAAAAUCAGAGACAGAGAAGCGAGCGCUAAGCUUGCCGCGAGUGUUACGCCUACAACAUCUCAAACCAAGAAGCCCGAGGAACAACAAGAGCGCGCCAAACCCAAUACUCUUCAGCAAUGGCUGGUUGUGGGCGGCGUUGUCCGGGAUCUCCUUGAUCUUUUGAAGGAAGCAAACCAAGAAGUUCCUGCUUUCCUCGAGAACAUUGCUCGUGAAGGAUCUGGCUUCGGUGGCGGUGGUGGUGGUCGCGGAGGCGGUCGCUCAGGAGGCCGUGGCCGUGGAGGUGGUGCCAACCGCGAUUUCAGAAAGACUGCUGGAGGGUUUGGAGCUGGUGGUGGUGGAGGAGGAUACGGCGGCAGUGGUGGCGGAUACGGAGGGGGUGGUGGUGGAUUCAACGGUCCUCCAGCUGCUGCUUACGGUGGUGGUGCUGGCGGUGGUUACGGUGGCAGUUCAGGUGGUGCUUAUGGUCAACCAUAUGGCAACCAAGACAAGAACAUGGGGCCCCAAUCCUCCUGGUGGUAG